This is a messenger RNA of Pecten maximus, 396 nucleotides long. Its product is annotated as protein transport protein SEC31-like. The transcript has a single exon. Bases 1 to 396 code for a protein of 131 amino acids. NCBI's taxonomy places the organism in Eukaryota, Metazoa, Mollusca, Bivalvia, Pectinida, Pectinidae. The record is from RefSeq and is a predicted model, not a curated record.
AUGAGUCAUCAGAGACCAAGUCUGGUGAACAAUCAGAGGUCCAGUGUGAUGAACGAUUGUAGACCAAUUCUGAUGAACUAUCAGAGGCCCAGUGUGAUGAACGAUUGUAGACCAAGUCUGAUUAAUGAUCAAAGACCCAGUUGGAUGAAUGCUCAGAGACCAGGACUGAUGAACAAUGAUAGGCUCAGUGUGAUGAACUAUCAGAGACCAAAUCUGAUGAACAAUCAGAGACCCAGUGUGAUGAACUAUCAGAGGCCCAGUGUGAUGAACGAUUGGAGACCAAGUCUGAUUAAUGAUCAGAAACCAAGACUGAUGAACAAUCAGAGACCCAAUGUGAUGAACAAUUGGAGACCAAGUCUGAUUAAUGAUCAGAAACCAAGACUGAUGAACAAUUAG